Messenger RNA from Paramacrobiotus metropolitanus, 974 nucleotides. RefSeq names its product protein SGT1 homolog. Gene Ontology annotation, molecular function: protein-folding chaperone binding. The transcript is spliced from 6 exons. Lineage: Eukaryota; Metazoa; Tardigrada; Eutardigrada; Parachela; Macrobiotidae. Bases 108 to 725 code for a protein of 205 amino acids. The record is from RefSeq and is a predicted model, not a curated record. Gene Ontology annotation, biological process: protein stabilization.
UUACUGUACUGUAGUGUUAGUACAUUUUGACGCUGAAGACACAAUAAAAAAUUUCUGUAGUUUUUCCGAGUACUCCGCUACAAUAAAUCUUGUUUUUGUGCCUUGUAAUGGCAUCCGAGGAGGUGGAAUCUCGAGGCAAAACUCCUCGCUUUGAGUGGUAUCAGACCGAUGGUUCGGUUGUUAUUUCCUUCUUUGUUAAAGGAGUCCAGGAAGCUAAUCUGAGUGUACAUUGCCGUCCUGAUACCCUGGAUUUCAAAUCCGUGGACGACGCAGGAGAACUCUACGUAGCGCAGCUAAAUCUGGCUCAUACAGUAAAGGAGUCGUGCGAGAACAAAAUUUUGCGAUCUAAAGUGGAAAUUAAACUACUUAAGAACGAAGCAAUCAGGUGGGAGCAACUCGAGCGAAAGAUACAAGAAAAAGUUUUUACAGUACCGUACUCCUGCUGGAAGUAUGCAGCUUUGCCUGGAUCAAAUCAAAAAUGGAAUCAAAUCGAAAAAGAGCUUAAAGCAGCAGAGGCAGACGAGAAACCUGAAGGAGAUGCGGCACUUAUGAAGCUGUUUCAAGACAUUUACGGCGGUGGAUCAGAUGAAGUCAAGAAAGCUAUGAUGAAGUCAUUUUAUGAAUCGAAUGGUACCGUUCUUAGUACGAACUGGCAGGAAGUCGGAGAGAAAACAGUGGACGUGAAGGCUCCAGACGGCAUGGAAUACAAAAAAUGGUCGCCGUAAAUCUUUUGCUUUCGUUCUCGGGUUGUUUCGUUUCCUUCUAGCUGUUGCAGAUUUUUCCGGUUGUGAUUGUCUCAUAUUACCCGGUUAGUCUCUUUGCUUAUAAGUUGAUUAGUGAAGUUUUGACUUUUGUGUAUAGAUGCUGUUCGCUGUUUAAGAAACCGAGAAAUAUUGAAAUGUUUUUUGCUGUAACAACAUAAUUCUUACAGUUUUGUAAUUUUGUACUGAUUUGGAUACUAAAAACAGAUUUGA